CAGUGUAAAUGCCAGGGCAAUGUCCCGUCGCAAGCAGGGAAACCCGCAGCACUUGUCACAAAGAGAGAUUAUCACACAGGCUGACCAUGUGGAACCGGCACUGGCCGACGAGGACGAGAGCCUGGCAAUAGCAGACCCAGGCGGCAUCGGCAUCGCCGCAGGCGGGACAGACCCCGACUUGUUAACCUGUGGACAGUGUCAGAUGAACUUCCCGCUGGGAGACAUCUUGGUUUUUAUAGAGCACAAGAGAAAACAGUGCAAUGGCACUGGUGGUGUCUGCUAUGAAAAGAGCAUGGAUAAGAGCAGCCCUCCCCCCUCCUCACGCGCCGAGCUCAGGAAAGUGUCAGAGCCAGUGGAAAUCGGGAUCCAAGUCACACCCGACGAAGAAGACCGUCUUCUCACGCCUACAAAAGGAAUUUGCCCCAAGCAGGAGAACAUUGCAGGGCCGUCCAGGCCUGCAAACCUGCCGGGGGCUCCCAUAGCUGCCUCCUCCCACCCUCACACAUCCGUGAUCACGUCACCUCUCCGCGCACUGGCCUCCCUCCCGCCCUGCCUUAGCCUGCCCUGCUGUGGUGCACGUGCAGUCUCAGUUGGCGGGACUCAGACUGAGAUUCAGACUGAGACGUCAGGCACAUUUGGAUGUCAUUGUCAGUUGUCAGGUAAAGAUGAGCCUUCAAGCUAUAUUUGCACAACAUGCAAGCAGCCUUUUAAUAGCGCUUGGUUCUUGCUUCAGCAUGCCCAGAACACACAUGGAUUCCGCAUCUACCUGGAAACAAGCCCUUCAAACAGUUCCCUUACUCCACGCAUCACCAUCCCUCCUCCUCUGGGACCGGAGACUGUUGCACAGUCCCCGCUGAUGAAUUUUCUUGGAGACAACAACCCUUUCAACCUUUUGCGCAUGACAGGACCCAUCUUGCGUGAACACCCUGGCUUUGGUGAGGGUCGGCUCCCAAACACGCCUCCGCUGUUCAGCCCACCGCCUCGUCAUCAUCUGGAUCCACAUCGCCUUAGUGCCGAAGAAAUGGGGUUAGUUGCCCAGCAUCCCAGUGCCUUUGACAGAGUUAUGCGUUUAAACCCCAUGGCAAUUGAGUCCCCAGCGAUGGAUUUCUCCAGAAGGCUUCGAGAGCUGGCAGGAAACAGUUCCACCCCUCCGCCAGUCUCACCCAGUCGCACCAACCCUAUGCAUCGUCUGUUGAAUCCCUUUCAGCCAAGUCCUAAAUCACCUUUUUUGAGCACCCCACCACUGCCCCCCAUGCCCCCCAGCAGCACUACGCCUCCCCAGCCUCAGGCCAAGAGCAAGUCCUGUGAAUUUUGUGGGAAAACAUUCAAGUUCCAGAGUAACCUUAUCGUGCACCGGCGCAGUCACACAGGAGAAAAGCCCUACAAGUGUCAGCUCUGUGACCAUGCUUGCUCCCAGGCCAGCAAGCUAAAACGCCACAUGAAAACGCAUAUGCAUAAAGCUGGCUCCAUGACGGGCAGGUCAGAUGAUGGGCUGUCCACCACUAGUUCCCCCGAGCCAGGCACAAGUGAGCUCACUGGAGAGGGACUGAAAUCCAGUGAGGCAGAUUUCAGGAAUGAGAGCGAUCCUUCCCUGGGCCAUGACAACGAAGAAGAGGAAGAGGAGGAGGAGGAGGAAGAGGAGCUUGAAAAUGAGAGCCGGCCAGAGUCGAGCUUUAGUAUGGACUCAGAGCUUAGUCGUAACCGAGAAAAUGGCUCCAAGUCGCUGCCGGAUGAGAAGUCCCUCGUCCUGGGAAAAGUCAUUGAGAAUGUAAGUCUAGGUGCCAUUCAGCAAUAUAACGACAUGUUAGCUGAGAAACAGAAGAGGAGUAGCUUCAUGAAAAGGUCCUCUGACCAGCGAGACUUGUGUCCUCGAGACCUCUGUCAGAGAGAUCCGGGCGAUGAAGACUCAGUGGUAGGAGAGCUGGACCGCACUGAGGAAGGUACGGUCAAUGGAAGAAACUUUGGCCCGGGUGAACCCUUCCCAAACUUGUUUCCCCGCAAGCCAACACCUAUCACAAGCCCCAGUUUAAACAAUUCCUCUAAAAGAAUAAAGGUAGAGAAAGAUUUGGACUUGCCACCAGCAACGAUAAUACCUUCUGAAAAUGUUUACUCCCAGUGGCUGGUAGGGUAUGCAGCAUCGCGGCACUUCAUGAAGGAUCCGUUCCUCGGAUUCACAGACUCCCGACAAUCCCCCUUUGCGACCUCUUCCGAGCACUCAUCGGAGAACGGGAGCCUGCGUUUCUCCACUCCGCCGGGGGACAUGCUGGACGGGGGGCUCUCAGGGCGCAGCGGCACGGCGAGCGGAGGCAGCACCCCCCACAUCAGUGGACCCGGCCCCGGGCGACCCAGUUCGAAGGAGGGACGCAGGAGCGAUACAUGUGAGUACUGUGGCAAGGUCUUUAAGAACUGCAGCAAUUUGACGGUACACCGUCGGAGCCACACUGGAGAGCGGCCUUACAAAUGCGAGCUCUGCAACUAUGCAUGUGCCCAGAGCAGUAAGCUGACGCGCCAUAUGAAAACGCAUGGCCAGAUAGGGAAGGAGGUCUACCGCUGCGACAUUUGCCAGAUGCCCUUCAGUGUUUACAGCACCCUGGAGAAACACAUGAAAAAGUGGCAUGGAGAACAUUUGCUGACAAAUGACGUCAAAAUUGAGCAGGCAGAAAGAAGCUAA
Hirundo rustica (Barn swallow) is the source of this 2671-nucleotide messenger RNA. It is a transcript of the gene BCL11B, whose product is annotated as BCL11 transcription factor B. Lineage: Eukaryota; Metazoa; Chordata; Aves; Passeriformes; Hirundinidae. Gene Ontology annotation, cellular component: nucleus. The record is from RefSeq and is a predicted model, not a curated record. Gene Ontology annotation, molecular function: DNA-binding transcription factor activity; RNA polymerase II cis-regulatory region sequence-specific DNA binding. Gene Ontology annotation, biological process: positive regulation of transcription by RNA polymerase II. The transcript is spliced from 4 exons. The coding region runs from base 20 to 2671 and encodes 883 amino acids.